This is a messenger RNA of Salvelinus sp. IW2-2015, 5661 nucleotides long. RefSeq names its product kinesin-like protein KIF21A. Gene Ontology annotation, molecular function: microtubule motor activity; ATP binding; microtubule binding. Gene Ontology annotation, cellular component: microtubule associated complex. The record is from RefSeq and is a predicted model, not a curated record. Gene Ontology annotation, biological process: spindle elongation; mitotic spindle organization; microtubule-based movement. Lineage: Eukaryota; Metazoa; Chordata; Actinopteri; Salmoniformes; Salmonidae.
AUGGAUGGGAAGAGACAGAAGUCACCAUCAAGAUCCACGAGGACGCUAACGGAGGAUCUACACUGUGGGAGUCACCACGCCACGAUGAUGCAGUGUCUGAAGCUGGGUGCUCUGUCCCGUACUACAGCCAGCACCCAGAUGAACAUCCAGAGCUCGCGCUCCCAUGCCAUCUUCACCAUCCACCUGUGCCAAGUCAGAGUCUGCACUCCAGACGACAGCGAGUCCAAUGAGACAGACAACCGUCUGGCCAACGGUUCCUCUGAGAUCAACUCUGAGUUCGAGACGCUGACGGCUAAGUUUCACUUUGUGGACCUGGCCGGGUCGGAGAGACUAAAGAGGACAGGAGCUACUGGGGAUCGAGCCAAGGAAGGCAUCUCCAUCAACUGUGGACUGCUUGCGCUGGGUAACGUGAUCAGUGCUCUGGGGGACAGGAGUAAGAGGUCCACCCACGUGCCUUACAGGGACUCGAAACUCACCCGGCUACUGCAGGACUCUCUGGGAGGAAACAGUCAAACGGUGAUGAUAGCGUGUAUCAGCCCAUCUGACCGGGACUUCAUGGAGACACUGAGCUGUCUGAACUACGCUAACCGAGCCAGGAACAUUAAGAACAAGGUGAUGGUGAACCAGGACAAAGCCUCCCAGCAGAUAUCAGCUCUCAGGACUGAUAUUGCCAGGCUACAGAUGGAACUGAUGGAGUACAAGACGGGCAAGCGUAUGGUGGGGGAAGACGGCAUGGAGAGCAUCAACGACAUGGUCCAUGAGAACAGCAUGCUACAGACAGAGAACAGUAACCUGAGGAUCAGGGUGAAGGCUAUGCAGGAGACCAUUGACGCCCAGAGGGCCAGACUCACACAGUACCUCAGUGAUCAGGCCAACCAGGUUCUGGCCAAAGUGGGUGAGGGGAAUGAGGAAAUUGGAAAUAUGAUCCAGAACUAUAUCAAAGAAAUCGAGGAGCUCAGAGCCAAGCUCCUGGAGAGUGAGUCAGUGAAUGAGAACCUCCGUAAAACCCUGUCCCGUGCCAACACACGCUCCUCCCUGUACGCUGGUGGGGGCUCCUUCUCCCUCGCCCCCGAGAUAGUGGCUUCCGACAUCAUCGAGAUGGCCAAGAAAGAUCUGGAGAAACUCAAGAAGAAAGAGAGGAAGAAAAAGAAGAGACUGCAGCGGCUCGAGGAGAGUCACCAUGAGGUUAAGCUUCCCAGUGUGGUCAAGGAGGGGGUACCAGACAACGAACAGGAACGAGGCAACGACGAGGCUGAGGUGGAUGACCACGUCAGUGACCACGAGGAAGGAGAGGAGCUGGAGGGAGAAGAGGAGGAGUAUGAGAUGGAGGGAGAGGAGAGCUCGGACGAGUCAGACUCUGAAGAACUGGAUGAGAAAGAAAACUUCCAGGCGGAUCUGGCCAACAUCACGUGUGAGAUCGCCAUCAAGCAGAAGCUGAUAGACGAGCUGGAGAACAGCCAGCGCCGCCUGCACACGCUCAAACAGCAGUAUGAACAGAAACUCAUGAUGCUGCAGAGCAAGAUCAGAGACACACAGCUGGAGAGGGACAAGGUGCUGCACAACAUGGGUGGUAUGUGCUAUGUCGCUAGAUCUCAGAGCUCGGUGGAGACGUGCACGGAGGAGAAGGCUAAGAAGGUUAAGUUAGAAUAUGAGAAGAAGUUGAGCUCCAUGAACAAGGAGAUGCAGAAGCUACAGUCAGCCCAGAAGGAACACGCACGCCUCCUCAAGAACCAAUCACAGUACGAGAAACAGCUCAAGAAACUCAACCAGGAUGUGGCUGAGAUGAAGAAAACAAAGGUGGGUCUGAUGCGCCAGAUGAAGGAGGUGCAGGAGAAAAACAGAGCGUCAGAGUGCCGACGCAACCGAGAGAUCGCUACUCUGAAGAAGGACCAGCGCAAACAUGAGCUCCAACUGAGACAGCUGGAGGCUCAGAAGAGGCAGCAGGACCUGAUACUACGCAGGAAAAAUGAGGAGGUGACAGCUCUGAGGAGACAGGUGAGGCCCACCUCAGGGAAGGUGAUCAGAAAGGUGAGCCUACCGGAGCCCCUCCAGGAUCCUUCACACCGCGGCAUCCCAGGCAGACCUCACUCCGCUGGGGCAGCAGCCCCCAAUGGCACCCCAAGGAAGUACCCGUUGAGGACGAGUGUCUACACCACCAGGACAGCCCGGGCUAAAUGGCAGUCUCUGGAGAGACGCAUCACUGACAUCAUCAUGCAGAGGCUGACCAUCUCAAACAUGGAGGCUGAUAUGAACCGCUUCCUCAAGCAACGUGAGGACCUAACCAAGCGAAGGGAGAAGGUGUCUCGUAAGAGGGAGAAGAUCGCCACAGAGGGGACCGACACGGACCGAAGCAUCCAAUCUUUGAACGAAGAAAUGGAUGCCCUGGCGGCCAACAUCGACUACGUCAACGACAGCAUCGCUGACUGCCAGGCUAACAUCAUGCAGAUGGAGGAAGCGAAGGAGGAGGGAGACACAGUGGACAUUACCGCGGUGAUCAGCUCCUGUAACCUAUCAGAAGCCCGCUUCCUGCUUGAUCACUUCCUGCACAUGGCCAUCAACAAGGGUCUGCAGGCGGCCCAGAAGGAUUCCCAGGUGAAGAUGAUGGAGGGCAGGCUGAAGCAGACAGAGAUCAACAGCGCCACUCAGAACCAGCUGCUGUUCCACAUGCUGAAGGAGAAAGCUGAACUCAACCCUGAGCUGGACGCUCUGCUGGGCAACGCACUGCAAGCAGAGAAUGGAGAUGACAGCAGUAGUGAUGAGUCCUCUACCCCCAGCCCAGCCACAGAGGGAAGUUUAUUGGCCUCUGACCUCCUGAAACUGUGUGGAGAGGCCAAACCUAGGAAGGCACGCAGAAGGACAACCACCCAGAUGGAGCUGCUGUAUGCUGGUAGUGGUGAAUUUGACUCCCCUACGGGGGACUUCUCUGCCUCCCUGCUACCCCUGGUAGAGGCCCAGGAAGGGACAGGGGACACGGGGACAGUAGCAGGACAUCUCGGGGACAGGGAACUCACUGUGUCCCCCUCAGCACUGUCCACCAGGAUAGCUGGACUUUCUGGAGUGUGGUCUUCUAUGGGAGCUGAGAGGAGAUCACUGGAACGCUCGCCUCUAACACCCAGGAGGAUGCUAGAGAAGGGAGGACAACCCCCCUUAGACAUCAAGGAACACACACCUAUGGACCCCAAGGGUCACCCAGCACGAGAGACAAAGUCACACAUACCCACAGCCACAGAGAAGACCAAAAUCACAGACACCAAACCAACGUUGGAAGAGUCACUUAUAUAUCAAGGACAAAGAGGGGUGAUCAACCCCGUGUCAUCCCCUAAGAGCAGCCAUGCUGCCAGACUACAGUGUGUCUAUGUGGCUGAGGGACACACCAAACCUGUCAUGUGUGUCGACUGCACUGAUGACCUGCUCUUCACUGGCUCUAAAGAUCGUACGUGUAAGGUUUGGAACCUGGUGACUGGUCAAGAGAUCAUGUCUCUGGGAGAUCAUCCCAGCAGUGUGGUGUCUGUUAGAUACUGUUCCAGCCUGGUCUUCACUGUCUCCACCGCUUACAUCAAGGUCUGGGACAUCCGAGACUCCGCCAAGUGCAUACGCACACUCACGUCUUCGGGCCAGGUGAGUACAGGGGACAGCUGUGUGUCUCUCAGGUCCCUGUCCAUCCCUCCAGGAGAGAACCAGAUCAACCAGAUUUCUCUGAACCCUACGGGAUCCUACCUCUACUCCGCCUCUGGCAACUUAGUCCGCAUGUGGGACCUCAGGAAGUUUGUGUCUACUGGGAAGCUGACUGGUCACCUGGGUCCAGUCUUGUGUCUGACCGUCGAUCAGAUGGGCAACGGACAAGACGUGGUCCUAACGGGGUCCAAGGACCACACCCUUAAGAUGUUUGAGGUGACGGAGGGUGUCCAGGGCAGCAUUGUGUCCUGUCACAACUUUGAGCCACCACACCAGGAGUGUAUAGUCUCUCUGGCUGUUCAGGGGAACAGCCUCUACAGCAGCUCCAGAGACUACUGCAUCAAGAAGUGGGACCUGUCCCGGAAACGAUUAGUACAGCAGGCGGCGAGCGCCCACUCUGACUGGGUAAGUGCACUGGGUGUUGUGCCAGGGUGCCCGGUAGUGCUGAGUGCAGACAGGGGAGGUCUGCUGAAGCUGUGGCACGCUGAUACCCUGGCACCGCUAGGAGACCUGAGGGGACACGACAGCCCUGUUAACGGAAUGGCUACCAACAGCAGCCAACUAUUCACUGCCUCAGAUGACCGGACAGUGAAGAUCUGGCAAGCAAAUGGUUCUUUGGAGGAAGGGAUCCAUUGACACUGAGAAGGAGACCUCUGGACUGUGACUGGACGCAACUCUGGGGACCUACUAGAUUACUCUGGAUCUAAUACAGCCUAUGGAUCUAUUGCUGCCUGCUGGAUCUACUACUCGAUCUAGUUGCUGCUGCUCUGCACAAUGAUCCAUGGAUGAAGGACGUCCGAAGAUGGUCACAGGGCAGAUGACCAGCCCUGACAUACAUAUGACCCCUUGAGUUCACCAACAUAGGACGUUCACUCAACAAGGUUGGAGGAGAGUAACACAACAGUCACGGUAUUCACCUGAAGAAAAGUGAAACUCCAGUGUGAUGCCCCUGGUUCUGCUUCAUGCUGUAUCCUCUCUAUACAUAUCGUAGAGGAAUCAUCCACUACAGUGCGUGGAAUCAUCUCUCUGUGUUAGGAGGGGGGGGGGUCUUCUAAAUAAAGGCCCUAUGGAGGUUGGUCUUACUUCAGCUGUUACUGCCAAACCCUUUGGGAGACUCAUAUAGCCUUAGUGGGGAAUAGGGAUGUCUCAGUAGGAAUAGCACAGUGACCUAGCUACAGAAACAAAGCUCAAUGAGGGUGUGUCGUCAUCACACCACAAAUGCGAUUGUGGAUUUUCAUCUCAACCAAAUUCAAGUGUUGCUUUUAAUGUUGUUACCUGCAGAUUGUCGGUGACCUAAGUACAAACCUUCUCUGUGUUGUGGUAAGUGGUCUUACUCUUUUUGUAUCAUGCAAGUACAUUCAAACCUCAAACUACCAAAAGUGGUUUGAUCUUUAAUUUUCUGUCAAAAUGUUUGUAUUUAUGUGUGUUUUCAUGGCGACUUUGAAACCUCCAAAGUUCUGAGCUUCCAUUUCAUGUUGUAUCCAAUGGCCUGCGUCAAUCAUUUCAGAGCCCAGGUAAAGUGAGGUUACCUGUGCACAGGCGUAUGCCCUAUCUUAAAUCAACUCAGUUUACACAGAUUUGCAGAUGUUAUCACAGGUGCAGCGAAAUGUUUGUGUUUCUAGCUCCAACAGUGCAGUAAUACUUAGUAAUAAAACAUUUCUGAGUGAGUUUUCCUGUGCCCACGUAUUCCAUUCCCCCAAUCUGAUUUAGGAACGGGCUGGACAGAAUAGAACAAAACAGAGGUGUGUGUUAUUAUCAGUGCCUGUCAAUUUUAUACUGUAGAUACAGUAGUACAGUAUCACAACCUAAUCUGUGUGGACUAGCCCAGGAUCCCUAGAUUGGGAUGACAUAGGUUAUAUGACCACAUCUUUAUGUAAAUAAGAAUCUGUUUUUCUUCCUCCUGGACAACUUGCGCGCAAAUUCCGACUUUUUAGUGAUUCUUAUUUCAGAUGCAGUGUGGAAAUAAAUGUCCUCUGUCAAAAAUAA